This is a messenger RNA of Aspergillus pseudoviridinutans, 951 nucleotides long. Its product is annotated as dehydrogenase reductase SDR member 13. Bases 1 to 951 code for a protein of 316 amino acids. Lineage: Eukaryota; Fungi; Ascomycota; Eurotiomycetes; Eurotiales; Aspergillaceae. The record is from RefSeq and is a predicted model, not a curated record. The transcript has a single exon.
AUGGCACCUAAGAGCGUAUCAUUUGAUCCUUCUCGGGACAUUCCCCCUCUGAAAGGAAAGGUCAUCCUAGUAACCGGCGGAUGCACUGGCUUGGGCAAGCAGUCGGCUCUGGAACUAGCAAAACACGCCCCAUCACAGGUCUGGGUCACAGGCCGCAAUGCGGAGAGGGCAAUGGCAUCGAUUGCUGAGAUUCAAGCUCACGCACCAAAUGUCGCCAUCCGUUUUCUCGAGCUUGACCUGACCUCAUUCGACUCAACUCUCAAGGCGGCCAACAUCUUCCUCACCUCCGCACCUCGUCUAAACAUCCUUAUGCUCAACGCGGGCAUCAUGGCCGUGCCGCCCGGACAGACCAAGGAGGGUUAUGAGAUUACGUUCGGAACAAAUCAUCUCGGGCAUGCGUUACUUUUCAAGCUCCUCACACCACUCCUCCUCAAGUCCUCCAACAACCCACCGAGAUCUGAUAUCCGGGUCGUGAUUACGAGCUCCAAUGGACACAGGUUUGUUCCUGCGGGUGGUAUCCGAUUCGACUCUUUGGCCACAGAUGGCAGUGGUGUUUCCAUUUCACACCGGUAUGGACAAAGCAAACUUGCGAAUGUUCUUUACGCGCGGGAAAUUUCCAAGAGAUAUCCGCAGCUCAAGGCUGUUUCUGUCCAUCCGGGAACUAUCAAGACGGAUCUCCAUCAGUCGAAUGGGGGUAGUCUACUUAUUCGACUUUUUCAGUCCGUUGUGCUUCCAUUUGUUGGGCAGAGCGUAGAAGAAGGAGUCAAGAAUCAGCUAUGGGCGAGCACGGCGACGGAUAUUGUGAGCGGAGAAUACUAUGAGCCUGUUGGUGUGUCUGGAAAGGGAGGGACUUACUCAGCGAAUGAUGAAUUGGCAAGGAGGUUGUGGGAAUGGACAGAAAGGCAGCUCGAUACCCAUGUAAAAUUAGGAGAAGCCAAGCACAGCGGAUAG